AUGGCAACCAAGGCAUGUACCCUUAUAGGCACGUACAGGAGGUUCAAACCACACAUCUUUAUGACUGUUGCUCAGAUGUGUUAUACUUUUCUGUACUUCAUCACAGAGGCUUCCUUCAAUCAUGGGAUGAAUUCCCAUGUCUACAUAACUUAUCGACAUAUCGUAGCUGGUUUAGCAAUAUUACCUUUUGCCUAUUUUCUAGAACGAAAAAUAAGGCCGAAGUUGACACUGGCUCUAUUCAUGGAGAUCUUUGUUCUUUCUCUUCUUGGGGUGAGUUUGGCCCCAAACAUGUACUUUGCAAGCUUAAGAUUCACCUCUCCAACCUUCCUCGCAUCAAUGGUUAACACAAUAGCUUCCCUGACUUUUGUAUUAGCAGUUAUACUCAGAUUGGAGAUUCUAGAUCUGCGAAACCUUCGUGGAAUAGCCAAAAUUCUCGGAACCUUGGUUUCCUUGGCAGGUGUCAUGACCAUGACAUUAUACAAGGGACCCAUUGUGCAAAACAUAUGGCAUCCUCAAAUCCAUCUCAGAGGAAACAUUGGAAUCCACGAGAACUGGUUAAAGGGUUCAAUUCUCACUGUAAUAAGCUGCAUAACAUGGUCCAUGUGGUAUAUAAUGCAGGCAUAUACACUGAAAAGAUAUCCAGCACAACUGUCACUUACUGCAUGGAUGAACUUCGUUGGAGCCGCACAAUCAGCUGUCUUUACAGUAUUCAUACAACAUAAGCCAGCUGCUUGGGCCAUCGGUUUCAACAUUGACUUCUGGUCUACACUAUAUGGAGGGGUAGUGAUCUCUGGAUUACUAGUCUUCAUUCAAUUAUGGUGCACAGAAGAAAAAGGGCCAGUUUUUGUGACAAUGUUUAAUCCCCUUUCGACAAUAUUAGUGGCUGUUCUAGCAUACUUUGUCUUCGGCGAAAAGCUUUAUGUAGGCAGCAUAAUAGGGGGAGUUAUUGUCAUUGUUGGCCUGUACUUGCUAUUAUGGGGCAAAGAACGUGAUAAAGAUGUACCAGUGAAGCCGGAAGAGCAAGCUUAUACGACUAAUGAAGAGCAUGAAGACCUUCAAAUAAAAGUAUUCACUUCAACUGCAAAGGAUUUGAAAGGAGAAACUCAAAAGUUAUAUAAUUCCUUCGACUCGCACAUGAUAACGUAA
Molecule: messenger RNA, 1146 nt
Organism: Ilex paraguariensis (yerba mate)
Lineage: Eukaryota; Viridiplantae; Streptophyta; Magnoliopsida; Aquifoliales; Aquifoliaceae
Source: the annotation of a GenBank genome assembly